ACUCUGCUUGUUUUUCCAUUUACUAUUCUCCGAUUUUCUUUGAAUUCUAUGGGCAUCUGAUUUGCAUGGGCAAUAAUAGUGGGCAGUUUGGAGAAAGUGCUGAUUGACCUUUUGAAAGAUUUAAUAGAGAGGAAAGCAGGAGAUUGUGUGCCUCCAGAAGGAGAAAUAUUCCCCCCUCAGAAUAUUGUUUGUGUCUACCAAGAGUUUAGUGAUUAUACCGAACAGGAUAGGAGAGAACUUUUGCAUCAUAAAUGGAUAACACGUAUACAAAGAAGACAAAGUGGCAUGAAGAAACCCAGAUGGAUCGGCUAAGCGAUUUGCCUGAUUGUUUACUACAUCACAUUCUUUCCUUUAUGGAUUCUAAAUAUGCAGUUCAAACUUGCAUUUUGUCCAAGAGAUGGGUUAGUGUUUGGACUCAUCUUCCAGUUCUCAAACUUGACUCAAAGUUCUUCAAUAGAGUGGGUAACUUUAGAAGUUUCAUAUCCCAAGUAUUGGACCAUUGCGAGAACUCUAACAUCCUUACACUUAGCAUUUGCUCGCCCAGAAAGAAUUUAGCGAGGUCUCUUGUUGAUAAAAUUAUAAGCUUUGCUGUUUCUCACAGUGUUCAGGAGCUUGAUUUGUCUUUGAAAUACCCUAUAGGUGAGUUGCAAAAUGUUUUCAGGUGUCAAUCUUUAAGGGUUCUCAAACUUGAUUUAUUAUGUGGCCUUCCAUUACCAAACUCAAUCAGUUUGGCAUCAUUGAAGACUUUGAUUCUUUGCAAAGUUAGGCUAAAGAGUGAAAACCACUGCUUUGAUCUCUUUUCAAGCUGCUUGGAUUUGCAGAAUAUUGUUUUGGAUCAUGUGUUUUUAACCAUCUCAGACAUCUUCAAUAUAUCAGCUCCUGCCCUAGUCAGUUUGACCAUAUCUAAGAUUAUUUUUUAUGUUGCAAAGGAUGCCAAAAUAAUGUAUUAUGCUCCCAUAAAGGACCGGAAGGUUGUGAUUACUGCUCCCAGAUUGACCUCCUUCAGCUUCACAUGUUACAGACCAAUGUCGUUGUCCAUGGAUAAUUCUCCCCUUCUUGAAAAUGUGAACCUUAGCAUGUCUCAUGAUGACUUAUCGGAUACUCAAGAGGAAGGUUCCUUUAUGUUUCUGAUUGAGAUGUUGCGGCAGCUUGGUAAUGCAAGGUCACUUACUGUCACAUUAGGUUUAGUUAAGGUAUGUAUGGAAUCUUAUUUGGCAUGCCUAAUAUCCCAUAAAUUUAAUUCUUAAAAGCUAGUUAUUUGUUUUGUUUUUCCAGAACCAGAGUUUAAAAUUGUCUGUUGUACUUUGAAGUUUCUCUCACAGCAUUCCAGAUUGCUUGAAGAACGACCAUUUCCCUUUUCUAAACUGGAGUCAUUGAAAGUACUGAGAGGAAGACAGAGUUGCAAGAAAAUUCCUCCAAACGUGCUGAACUUUUUGGUUCAGGGCUCUCCCAUGGCUAAAGAGCUUCUCCGGAUGUUCCAGAAGGUAUGUAAAACUGAGAAAUGCUUAACUGCUAUCUCCCUGCAGUGUUAAUUGCAUUCCAUUUUAUGUAAAACUGAGAAGUGCUUGACUGCUAUCUCCCUUGUAGUGUUAAUUGCAUUCCAUUUUAACUCCCAAGUCGUGAUAUUUUGCAAGCUUAAAAGUGCUUAAAUGCUAUCUCUCCAUUUUUUCCUUUUCUUUCCUUUUAUGUUUGUUGU
This is a messenger RNA of Rubroshorea leprosula, 1696 nucleotides long. The record is from the annotation of a GenBank genome assembly. Lineage: Eukaryota; Viridiplantae; Streptophyta; Magnoliopsida; Malvales; Dipterocarpaceae.